CCUCUUCAUUGUCCACCAUUCCACGGCCAGCAGCAGCAGCAUAGCCGUCCCAAACCACCACUUGUACCCAUCUCAUGACAAAGUAGUCCCGCUCCCCGUGAUACGGCCACUCUACGUAGUCAAAGCCGAGCAGCCAUAAGAUAACGCACCGAAAAACAUCCUCCACAUUCCGCCACAUACUGUUCAAAGUACGGGGCUGUCGGACGCGGUUUGCCGCUCCGUAAAAUGGCUUCCACGUCUCCCCUCGCUCCGGUUCUGGCCCUCCUCUUUUCCGCCGCCUGGUUUUAUACGGCCAUAUUGGCUCUCUAAUAUAGACUGCCCGGGAUGGGAAGGUGCUAUUCGACGCUACGUCACCGCCUCUACAUAUAAACAGCAGCCUAAGCUUUAAAUAGUGGCGGAGCAGACGGGCCGAGGGGAAGAAAGGAGGACCCGAGGUCCGUGCUGCGGACGUUAGGGACCGCGCACUGCUUGUCUGGUCGUCCAUUGUUCCGGGGCUUCUCUAACCUACUGAAAUGCGACAGUUGUGCCGCUGUACACAUUUAAAUGCCUAAACUCUAUAAGUCUGUGAUUGAGGAUGUGAUCAACGAGGUGCGGGAGCUGUUCCUGGAUGAGGGAGUGGAUGAGCAGGUGCUUCUGGAGCUGAAAACGCUGUGGGAAAACAAACUGUUGCAGUCCAAGGCAGUGGAGGGCUUCCAUACUGAGGAGCAGGCCCUGCAGGCCGCCCAACAGCAGGUUCAGCACCAGGUUCAGCAGGUCCAGCAGGUCCAACAAGUCCACCAUGUGACCCAGCCGGCACAGACCCAGCAAGUCAUUCUGCCCCCUCAGCAGCAGCAAGCUCCCCAGCAGCAAGUUAUUGUUCAAGAUUCUAAGAUGCUACAGCACAUGAGUGCAACAGGGAUGAGUGCAGCAGCUACAGCAGCAACCCUUGCUUUGCCCACAGGGGUCACCCCAUACCAACAGCUCAUCACCAGCCAAGGUCAGAUCCUGCAGGUGGUCCGUGCUCCCAACGGGGCUCAGUACAUCAUCCAGCCCCAGCAGCAGAUCCUCCUGCAGCAGCAGAUGCAGCCUGGUGGCGUGCAGGCCCCGGUCAUACAGCAGGUAUGCCCCAUUAGACAGGUCCUGACUCCUCUGCAGGGAGGCCUGCCCCAGCAAACAGGAGUUAUCAUCCAGCCGCAGCAGAUUGUCUUAGCUUCAGGAAACAAAGGCAAUACACAGGUGAUGCAGGCAGCAGCUCUGGCGCAGCAGCCGAUUCAGGCAGCAACAGCUCAGGCCCAGCAGGUCCAGCAGGUCCAGCAGGUCCAGCAGGCCCAGCAGGCCCAGCAGGCCCAGGGUACAGCUGCACCACAGGUCCCACCGCAGCCACAGGCACCCAUGAUACUUCAGGCGGACGGCACCGGAGACACCUCCUCAGAGGACGACGAGGAUGAGGAGGAGUAUGACGAAGAUGAAGAGGAGGAGAAGGACAAGGAUGGGGGAGAGGACGGGCAGGUGGAAGAGGAGCCACUGAACAGUGGUGAUGAUGUCAGUGAUGAGGAGGACCAGGAGCUGUUUGAUACAGAGAAUGUAGUGGUGUGCCAGUAUGACAAGAUUCACAGAAGUAAGAACAAAUGGAAAUUCCACCUGAAGGACGGGAUCAUGAAUCUGAAUGGGAGAGAUUAUGUCUUUUCCAAAGCCAUUGGGGAUGCUGAAUGGUGAAGUAGAAGAAGAAAACAAACCAACCGCGAAAGCAACAGGAGCAGGAACUCUGUAACUCCCUCUAUCCAGUUAACAGACACUUCAAUAUCCUUCCAUAACCUGUGACUUCAGGAAACAACUUCUGAGUGUUUGAGAACUCUGGCUAACCCAGCGGACCGCGUGGUACCGUAAAACCCGGGUGUUGUCAAAAACACUCAACUGGCCUUUCGGGAUGGGAAACCUACAGGGGAAGUGAACGCCUGCAAACGGAGUCCUCUUGAUCUUUCUUUGCUUCUUCCAGGCUGCUCUACGUUUUUCCUGAGAGAAUUCACACACAAUGGAAAGUAAGCAUUUCACAUCAUACAGGUGUAGUGGACCAGGGUGACCUGACCUGCCCCACCACAGGAGAGUCAGAGGUCAUUCAUUAUAACCCUGUAGAUGAGAAACACCUUCAUGAUGCACUGUAGUCGGUUGACUGGAUUGACUCGUGUCUACAUUUAAGUCCAAACUUAGUGCCACCGGUCAAGAUUUCUGCCUUUUUAGAGCGGCCAGAAUCAACUUUUGGCUUCUAAUUUUUGCUCUUGGAUUGUAAUUCUGUCAAUUCAGUUUAUGAAAAUGGUGCUCCAGAUGGUUUUAUGUAGUUAACAAGUUAUUGUUUUAAACUUAAAAAAAAAAUGUUUCAUGAGGGGUUAAGAAAAAGAAGGUACAAUUACAUUAAUUCUAGAAUAACUAAUAGUUGUAUAAAGGCAUUAUUUUAGUGCUCAAUCCAAAAAUACUGUUAUUUCUCUUGUCUGCUUCUCUGGAGCUUCAUUCCAUCUUUAUUCUUAACAAAAAAAUGAAGAGCAGAUCCAACACUGAAUUAAUUUAAGAAAUGUACAAAAUGUCUGACAGUCGUUCUGUCGGAGUAUCUUCUUUACUCUCAUUUCAGUUCCCUGCAGCCGUCUGAAAAUUUGCACUGUCAGUUUAUCAAUGUGUUGUGGAACCAGUCAAGUUAAUCAAUAGCCACAGCGUGCUCUCUUCUAUUUGUGUGUGAGAGAAAGUGUGAUACAGUGACUGAUUGUACAGGCAUGUGGAGAGUGUGUGGAUGAGUGGGGAUGUUGAUUGAUGUGUGGUGUCACCGCUUUGUCUUUUUUUAUUUUUUUUUUUUUUUUUUUUUUUUUUUGCACACCCAUAAUCUCAAAAUGUCUCAGUAGAAACAGUAAAAUAGUUCAACAUUUAUUUUAUUUUUUUUGGGUGGGGACAGGGUGAUGCCCUUUUUUAUUUUUUAUUUAUUCCUGAAAAUUCAUAAAAUGUUCUAUUUUUUUGAAAGGUUGGAAAGCCGCACCAAACUGUGCUCUUAUAAUCUAAUAAGUGUUCCUUUUUUUUCUCUCUGUUGGUUGGACAAAGCUACAUAACGCUGUGUUCCAAAUAAUUUCGUCCACCGUAUGUUCUCCUAGGCUUUCAUUUUAUUCAUGACUUUUAAAUGAGAAUAUUUUCUAUUGAAGCGAGUUGAACUCGGGGGGGCCUGUGUGUUUCUCUGCAGUUUGUUUUUAGUGCCCCUGUUGCAGCAAUUUGAAAUAAAGUGUGUUUUUUGA
Cyclopterus lumpus (lumpfish) is the source of this 3248-nucleotide messenger RNA. It is a transcript of the gene gtf2a1, whose product is annotated as general transcription factor IIA, 1. Gene Ontology annotation, biological process: transcription initiation at RNA polymerase II promoter; transcription by RNA polymerase II. NCBI's taxonomy places the organism in Eukaryota, Metazoa, Chordata, Actinopteri, Perciformes, Cyclopteridae. The transcript has 10 exons. Gene Ontology annotation, cellular component: transcription factor TFIIA complex. The record is from RefSeq and is a predicted model, not a curated record. Bases 544 to 1695 code for a protein of 383 amino acids.